AUGAGACAUGAGACAUUUCUUUUGCUAUUGCUUCCUACGAUCAUUGCAUUUCGAUCAUUAAAAAUUGGACGAAAACAAAGUACUGCAGUAAAAGGUGUACUGAUGUGUAACGGUAAACCUGCUGUUAAUGUUAAAGUGAAACUUUACAAUGAUGGCAAAGGUCGAUAUAUAAAAGAUUUCAUGGAUGAAGGAACAACAGAUAGUGAAGGUCGUUUCUUACUGAAAGGCCAUGAGAUAUCGAUUAGUGAUAUUGAUCCGAUGCUGAAGUUAUAUCAUGAUUGUGAUGAUGAAAAUGCUCGAUGUUUGAAGAAAUAUUCAAUAGUGAUACCAAAUGGUUUUGUUAGUGAAGGUUUAGAACCGAUCCGAACAUUCGAUACGGGCAAACUAAAUUUAGCCGGCAAAUUUUUUGAUGAAGGAAGAGAAUGUAUUAAUUAA
Messenger RNA from Loa loa (African eye worm), 435 nucleotides. RefSeq lists its product as hypothetical. Bases 1 to 435 code for a protein of 144 amino acids. The transcript is spliced from 3 exons. The record is from RefSeq and is a predicted model, not a curated record. NCBI's taxonomy places the organism in Eukaryota, Metazoa, Nematoda, Chromadorea, Rhabditida, Onchocercidae. Gene Ontology annotation, cellular component: cell surface.